AUGAAUUAUAGGAUUAUGACAAGUGAUGGAUAUGGUUUUACCCAAACUUUGGCAAAAGGCCAAGGAGCAAUGCAUCAGGCAUUUGGACGGUGACACUGACACCAUGCAAUUGAGCAUAUGGUACCCUUCACAAUCCUUGUCAGAUUUUGCAGGGCUUUUUUUACUCGAAGAUAAGAUAUCUGAAGACUGGACCUAGGAAAUAUUGAAUGCAUUAUUGAUUUUUCUUGCCUUUUUUUGCCUAUAAAAGAGAGGUAUGAUCUCAAUGUGGUAAUCACUGCAAUCUCCAUUUCGCUAUCAAUUAUUAUCUCUUAGUUGAAGCUUUGGAAUUCUCUUAAUUUCCCCAAAAAACAUGGAGGCUCAAUCUGCUGUUACAGGCAACGAAAAAAUGUUGGCAAACUAUGUGCCAAUCUAUGUAAUGCUUCCGUUGGGAAUUGUUUCAAAUGACAAUGUUCUUUUAGACAAGGAAGGGCUGAAAGAGCAGCUCUUGAAGCUUAAAACGGCAGGAGUUGAUGGAGUGAUGUCAGAUGUUUGGUGGGGAAUUGUAGAAUCCAAGGGUCCCAAGCAGUAUGAUUGGAGUGCUUACAGGAGCUUGGCUGAACUGAUUCAAGAAUGUGGAUUGAAACUACAAGCCAUAAUGUCAUUCCAUCAAUGUGGCGGCAAUGUGGGAGAUGAAGUCUAUAUCCCAAUCCCACAGUGGGUUCUUGACAUUGGAGAAUCUAACCCUGAUAUCUUCUAUACCAAUAGAGCUGGUAACCGAAACAAGGAGUACCUCACCCUUGGAGUUGAUCUCCAGCCCAUUUUCAAUGGCAGAACUGCUAUCCGGAUUUAUAGCGACUACAUGAAGAGCUUCAGGGAGGCAAUGUCAGAUCUUAUUGAAGCAGGAGUCAUUAUUGAUAUUGAAGUAGGACUUGGUGCUGCAGGGGAGCUUAGAUACCCUUCUUAUCCACAAAGCCAGGGAUGGGUUUUCCCUGGCAUUGGAGAAUUUCAGUGCUAUGACAAAUACCUCAAAGCAGCUUUCCAAGAGGCGGCUAAAAGAGCAGGUCAUCCUGAAUGGUCAUUGCCAGACAAUGCAGGGGAAUACAAUGACACACCUGAAUCAACUGAGUUUUUUGGACCAAAUGGGACAUACCUCACUGAGAAAGGGAAGUUUUUCCUCACAUGGUAUUCCAACAUGUUACUCAACCAUGGAGAUGAUAUCCUUGAUGAGGCUAACAAAGCUUUCUUAGGCUGCAAGAUCAAGUUAGCUGCAAAAGUAUCUGGCAUUCACUGGUGGUACAAAUCUGAGAGCCAUGCUGCAGAGCUGACUGCUGGAUAUUACAAUCUGAAUAAUAGAGAUGGGUAUCGUCCCAUUGCGCGGAUGCUCUCAAGGCAUGAUCGUGCUAUUCUGAAUUUCACAUGUCUCGAGAUGAGGGACUCUGAGCAAGAUGCAGCUGCCAAAAGUGGGCCUGAGGAACUUGUUCAACAGGUUUUAAGUGGAGGAUGGAGAGAGCUGAUCGAUGUUGCAGGUGAGAAUGCGUUAUCAAGGUACGAUAGCACUGCUUACAAUCAAAUCCUAUUAAAUGCAAGGCCCAAUGGUGUGACUGAAGAGGGAAAACCAAAGAUGCGUGGGGUGACAUACCUUCGUUCAUCUGAUGUUUUGUUUGAAGACGAUAAUUUCGAGCUAUUCAAGAAAUUUGUGAAGAAAAUGCAUGUUGAUCAAGAGUAUUGUUCCGACCCCAAAAAGUAUGGUCAAGAAUUACGCCCAUUGCAACGUUCGAAGCCAAAAAUUCCAGUUGAUGAACUUCUUGAUGCAACCAAGCCACUGGAGCCCUUCCCUUGGGAUGAAGAAACAGACAUGAAAGUUGAUGGCUGAUAGAAGAUCAUCAAGCUUGUUCUCCAGACUUUGUUCAAGUGCUGAGAUUAACAAUAAAUUUCAGAAUAAAGCUCAGACUUUCAAAUGGAUUGGAAUAAUAAAUUUAAGAUAAAGCUUUGCAUUAAAUAAAAAUAAUAAUCAGCUUAUUAUCUAUAUAUAGAGGCUGUAAUCCUGAAAAU
Messenger RNA from Durio zibethinus, 2031 nucleotides. RefSeq names its product beta-amylase-like. NCBI's taxonomy places the organism in Eukaryota, Viridiplantae, Streptophyta, Magnoliopsida, Malvales, Malvaceae. Gene Ontology annotation, biological process: polysaccharide catabolic process. The record is from RefSeq and is a predicted model, not a curated record. Gene Ontology annotation, molecular function: beta-amylase activity.